CUAGGUUUAAACUGGUGUUGACCGGAAGAACAUGCCAGAGUCUAGCAUCGACAGUAUUCCUCCAUCACUGUUCGUUCUUCCCAACGGGACGCAGAUGACGUUCACGUUGCAUCGAUGUUCCGAUUUCUUUGCCCUUCUCCCGCUGGUCGUUGCUGGUGGUGGCGUACUCGAGAAACGCGUUCGUACAAACAGCAUUCUUUUGGCCGAGGCUGGCAGCUUAGUUGAGUCGGAUCGAUAUAUCCAUGUGCAAUACGUUAGAGACUGCAUUCGAGCUCGCCGACGCCUUCCAAUGGAUGGGUACAAAGUGACUCCAGGGAUCCAUGUCCCCGAAAUUCCAUCGCGGGUUCCUCAUGCAGAUGCAUCCGUUCCUUAUUUGCUCAAUCGACGCACCCGGAAACCAUUUACCAAAAUCGAAAGUGAAUCCGUAAAGAACUAUAUAUCAAAGCAUGGUCUUCAAGACAAAGUGCAUGGGCACUCUAUUUGGAGAUCGAUGGAACAGCUCGGGAUCACUAGUCAUUCAGCGGAGGGCAUGCGUGCUCAUUAUCUUCACUUGCUAGCCCGGGACAAGGAAAGCAAACGUCUGACCAAAGGAUCGCGUGCUAAACCUGUGCCAUUUACCGUUGAAGAGGAUGGGGCGAUUCUGGACUACGUGAAACGAAAUAAUCUAUCUGGCUCCAGAUUUGUGAAUCAGCGGAAGAUUUGGGAGGAGAUGAACCGAUGCUUAAGAAUGAGGCAUUCAGCCGAGUCAAUGCGUAGCCGUUUCAGGAGGCGACUCCUAGAAAAGUUGAGUUCUUCCGAAGAUGAUAAGUUGGAUGAUAUUUCAAUAUCGGAGACGUCGGAUGUCACUUCUCGGACGGAGAAUACGGCAUCUACCUCUACAGCCAUAACUUCGAGUCCACAGCGACGAUCUUCUAUACGUUUCAGUCAACGAAUCACUCGAACCAGACACUCUCUCUCUCCCGUUCAUACCGAGCGUGAUCUUAGUCCCAUGGACACUAGUCCGUUAGAUGAACUCGUUCUACCCAGUGAUUCGCAUCAUUCAUCGGAUCCUCGUAACUCGGAUGAACUUCCGCCCUUCGUGACCUAUUUGAUGAACGCUUCAAAGUUGCUCACAAGCCCAUUGCAAGUUUAUAUCUUGCUGAGUAUGACCAAUGGCUCGGUUACUCAAACGUUGAAUUUCAUUCGAACCGGUUUGCGGCAUCCGAAUAAACCAGCUGUGUUUAAUCCUCCACUAUGGACGCCAGAAGCAGAUGCGCAGCUUAAAUCCACAGAACUUUCCGUUCUCUGUGGAUUGAUCGAACGUUUCGGUGCAAACGAAAUAGUACGAACUCUUCACCUGUCAUUUUCCAUUGGAGCCCUAUAUAAGCAUCGUUUGUCUGUCAUGCCCAUUCACACGCCUCUCAGCCCUAGUCCCUCUGAGAAGCUCUUAGGCCCAGGCCAUGGACCGGGUGUCUGGCCUUUACGUGAACGUCUUGCAUUGGCCAGCGCCCUGCUGGAUGUGGACAAUCAGCAAGCUAGCUGGCAAGCCAUCGGAAAAAAAUUAGCACGCUUCACUACUGUCGACCGUCCUGGGGACUGGUGUUCCGCCCGUGCAUGUGCCAAGCAGUAUGCACUGUUGUUGGACUCAGCUGAACUAACCCGUCGUCAGAAAUCUCAUAACGAGAUCCAGGCCACUCGUGUUAACAUUCUUCAUGCAACUCAAAAUCCAGUCACUCCGGGGUUGAGUAUCACAGAGCGCCUCGUGAAGCGUCUCACUGCCGAGCGCGUAGAAGAAUUGCGGGAACGAAUCGAGUUGGGUCAGAAGUAUUAUGGUUUUCUUAAGACGAUGCACACUGAGAUUCAAGAGGGGCUUUAUGACAAUCACCUUGAGAAGCUUUGUGAAGUUAUGAAUAUUCCACUAACUUCAGAAAGGGAUAUGUCGGUUUCUGACACAGAGGAAUCCCAAAUUUCUUCAGGAAGUCGCGAAACCCGGUCCAAAUCUGCUUCGAAAAGCUCCACUCAAGCAAUUGAUGAGAAAAUUUUGGAGUUCGCCCAAUCCUGGUCAGAAGUGGAAACCAUGUGUCAAGUACCCAAAUCUGUGUGGAUUUGUCCUCCAGGUAUUGCGGCUGGCAAAACCACCAAGAACAUAUGUUCAGGAACUGCUGGAGCCGCACGCUUGAAUCAGCUGCUGAACGAGGCAUCGGCUACUUUCCGUUCUUCAGGUUCAAAACCACCUCUUGCUGUAUUAGGAAGGCGUUCCCGGUUGACUGUGAAGUCUGCCGGUGAAACUGCAGCCUCCCGCAACACCACGGCAACUACGCGGGCUGCCGUAGCCACCCGACAACGGUAUCUUGCUAAUGCUGCUCGAAAUCGAGCACCCUCGACUGCACGCGUUGCUCGUUCGCUACCUACUCGGGCAAGAAAGGUACUGGUUACGGUUCCUGAUACCAGUCUUGAUGAAAUACAGUCAACCGUCUAUCGAAGUCCUACACAAAGCCUUAGACCUGAAUCGAUGCCUGAUUCACCCAGCUUGAGGAGAGCAUCAACAACUGCCCUUGAGCUAGGUGAGUUCCCCGUGGGCAUCCUUAGCGGUGCAUCAACUCCAUCAACUACAGCGAUGUGUUCGUCCGACACAGAUGAGCUCUCGGAUGUUGCCGCAGAGGAAACUCUUGGUGUGUCAUUUUCAUCCGAUAGUUCUUCUACUGACAAAGCAAGCGAUUUGGAAGAGGAUGAAGCUGCUACUCCCGCCAUGUGCGCAACAUCAAACUCAGAUGCCUCUCCAAGUUCGUCACAAAUGACAGAAGCUGCGAGUCACGUAACUGAGACAGAAGGAGAUAGUCCACCGGAUGCGUUGACUGAUCAGCCGGAAACAGUGUCGGUCGGAUUUGACAGCGAAGGCACACCAACUGUUAGAUCGCUUGUAGCGGAGCCUGUGACCGGUGAAAUUCCGUCACCCAUGACCGUUCCUGACCCUCCGCUUGUUUCUGCUCCACUACCGAUUGAAGAUGCUGAAGAUGCUGAAGAAGAAGAAGAAGCAGAAGAGGAAGUGAAAUCGACGUUUCCCGAGGAAGUACCCGAGGAAGUCCCCGGAGAAACCUCUUCUUCGGUACCAAGUAUGACGAUGAUCAACAAAUUCCUAGUCGCCAGUCCAGCCUAUAUGGAAGUUAAACUGGAGGCUUCGCCUGGUGCCUCCAGCGAAGAUGUUUCUGCAGCAGAGACACUACCAAAAACACUUGAACAAAAAAGUGAACCCGAUACGGGUACGUGUCCGACCGCAGAACUCACCGACGGCCUUCACGCUACACCGUACCCACAAGAAACCAAUAUUUGUGUUUCUGAGACUCCGAGCAUACCAUCAACCUACUCCGUUUCUUCCCAAACCCCCACUGCUGUUUCGCCCAAAGUUAGUGGUAAACUAGAGUCAUUUGUGUCUGCGACGCCAAUCUUGGCUGUAUCCUGUGAAACUACCGAGCCUAACGUGCUCCCUGUGGUACAUUUAAAUUCACCGGAAACCGAUCCUCAUUUUAACUUGGAAUAUCCGUCUCUGGACUUGGAAACUUUAUGCGUGCCCAAAACUGAUGCAGGCGAUUUUGAUAAAUCUCAGGUAGCAGGAGACCCCAGUCUGCAUCAGUUAGGUAUCGGUGUUGUAACAGCGGCUUCUCCAAUCGAUGCACCAUCACCGGCAGUUUGUCUGAGUUUACUCAAUGACAGUGAAUUAACCUGUGCGAAAUCUCCGGAUUCUCCUCCGCCCAUACUGAUCCAACCAGAUAAGGAGCUCGCAGUUGAACUUUCACCCUUCACAGAAAGCGACUAUCUCUGUUCGAUACGUGUCGUUUUGGAAAAAAAUGUCGAAUCUCCAUCAGUGUCCAAUGGUUCACAGCAUCAGCGUCACGAAAAUAUGAUCAAUGACAAUCUUGGUGAUGGCAAAACUGUAUGCGGUAAAGACAUUCAGGAUCACCGAACACGACGGCCACAUACGCGUAAACGCAAGUUCACCAAAAGUAUCGAGAAGCCUUUAUUUGUUGACUCCCCGUUCGUCAGUCUUCCAACCUUAGAUGCGGAUGAACUGGCUUUGCUAGGUGUGCAAGCUGAACCGAGUCCAACGGUCAAAAUCGAACCGUUAUCUUCCAAUUUCAGUCCCAUUCGUCCCCAAGAACCCACUUCUUUGGGAAUGGCUGCGUCAGGCGCCGCACCACUUUCUGUCGAAGAAGCUAAAUCGACACCUACGGGUAAAAAACAGCGAAGCUUACGCUUGCGUCUCAGUCGGAAAGGUUCGCACAUGGUUGUUGUUCCCAGCUCGAGCACAUCCAGUGUGACCACAGCAUCGCCCACUCUGAGUGGGCUCGGAGACGAACCAUUCGUGCAGAUUAAACCAGAUCAAGCCACUACAUGGCAGUGCUGGUGUUCGGAUAUUUUAGACGCCGCUGAGUCAGCAUUGCAACGCUUCUCCUUCACAGCAUCCCCAUCCAAAAGACUACACAAUAUUUCAUCGGAAUCCGAAGAAACAGGCAGAAAAUCCGUAUUACGUAUUGUUGAAACGAUUCGGAUGCAGCUACGCGACGGUAGCAUAACAAGUCGGCCCCAAUUCGUGCACCAUCUUUUAGCCGCAUUAGCCAAUCUGGUCAUGCGAUAUUCUAGUGAUACCGUUCAGUUUGCUGCUGCAACGUACGUCUACAAUAUUGUUGGAGAACACCUUACAACAAACUUGUGGAGUACUCCGUCUAGUGUUGUGCAGCCGUUGACGACGUUACAUAGUACAAAAAGGGCGAAACCGGUUGUGGGCUGUCGACGGAUUUUCAGCAACCUUACGAGUAGUACACUACAAAGAUAUAAAUGUAUCGCGAUAUCUCGAAUAUCUUGGCGACUGAAACAUGAGGCGGACUGGUGCAGCACAUUCAGUUGCCAGAAAACAUCACAAACGAAAGAUUCAGCUGGGUUCCAG
This is a messenger RNA of Opisthorchis viverrini, 4921 nucleotides long. RefSeq lists its product as hypothetical. Gene Ontology annotation, cellular component: shelterin complex. The transcript has 13 exons. Gene Ontology annotation, molecular function: telomeric repeat DNA binding. The annotation marks the transcript as partial. Gene Ontology annotation, biological process: telomere maintenance via telomere lengthening; regulation of DNA-templated transcription. The record is from RefSeq and is a predicted model, not a curated record. NCBI's taxonomy places the organism in Eukaryota, Metazoa, Platyhelminthes, Trematoda, Opisthorchiida, Opisthorchiidae.